AAGUUUGUAAUCCGUGCGGAAAGUUUGUAUGUGCUCUUUGCCAGUUAGUGUGUUCGUAGAGCUUUAACCUGAAAAGAGAGUCAUUUUUAUCGUCAAAAUGUCAACACAAUUUGGAGCGUUGUGUUCAUUGAUUUUAUUAGAACAUUUUGGUGAAAUUGUUCAAAAAGUUGGAAAUGAUUUAUAUAAAUGUCAGUCGAAGCCAUUACGCUUGAUACCGGGAAGUACGAAACUGCCUCUUCAAAAGGUGAAAGAGGCUUUACGAAUCAUGAUUCAGUAUGAUUUUGUGACAUUUUCCAUGGGUCAGUUACCAGACAGAGCAGAAUAUACAUUGUUAGCUGACAAAGUUGUUCUUCUACUUCGGUAUCCCAGAUAUUUGUUACUGAUGAAAACACAAUAUGGUGAUGAGGCGGAAAUGCUUAUAGAAGAAAUACUGAGGCAGGGCAAGGAUACUGCCUCACGUGUUAUCAUCAGGGCUGCCACAAGACUUAAGGAAUCACUAAAAGUGGAGAAGGUGUGCCUUGUGACGUUACGCGAUAAGUUUUUAGUCCUUGUAAAUAAACAAUUUGUGAUGCGCUGUCCAUAUCCCAGUGAAGAGAAAGAUGUCCCAGAGUUGACAAUAAAGGAGAAACAAUUAUAUCUUCCACCAGAUAUAAAUUUGAAAGGUCUUUCAGACUUAGAAGAAGGGAAACCUGGAAAUCCAGGAGAUGAAGGUAUCUGUUGGAGAGUCAAUCUUGACAGAUUUCAUCAGGAUUUCAGGGAUCAGAUCAUGGUGUCUGCAAUUUCUCGACGUUUGGAUGACAAUGCUGGAGAACUGUUGAGGCAACUUCUUAAGCAGAUGUAUCUAAGAACAGAACCUUGGGUUGCCACUUCAAAUCCUGUUCCGUUCACCGAACUACGAGAAGCGGUUCGCAAGCAGAGUUCUUAUCCCCUUUUGGCACAAUAUGUGGAUCAGUACUUGAAAAUUAUGGAAGAGGAUUCUAGUGGGUUUGUUAGCAAGGUUGGAGAUAGUUCAGGUGGACAGUAUAGCCUAAACAUGAAGACAGCCUUCAUUCAGCUUACAUGGGCAACUAUUGAAAAUAUUGUAAUGGAAAGGUUUGGCUCAAAAGCUGCAAGAAUCUUCAGGCUAGUCAAGGCAAAAAAGUUUGUUGAACAAGAGCAGAUCCAGCAAAUAGCAAUGAUACCUGCAAAGGAAGCCAAACUUUUGACAUACAAAUUACUGGAAGAAAAUUUUCUCCAGAUGCAAGAACUGCGUAAAUCCUUAGCCAGCAAUGUCCCAAACAAAACAUUCUUCCUUUUUUAUAUUGACUUAAAUCAGGUAGCUCGAAUGGUUCUUGAAAUGUGUUGCAAGGCCCUUUAUAAUGCUAUGACUCGGAGGGAAUAUGAGAGGAGUGAGAACCGUAGGAUGAUUGAAAAGCAACAGAGAAUUGAGUUAAUCACGCUUAAUAUGAAGGAGCAGGGUGCAACUUCUGAACAACUGGCAGAAAUUGAAGAAAUGCUGACACCACCAGAGCAGGCAUUGCUUGAGAAAGUUCGAAUAAUGAUCAACAGGCUGAAUGAGGCAGAGCUUCAGUUAGAUGAGACUAUGUUCAUUUUACAGCUUUAUCUAAGUUAUCAGAUCUGAUUACAGUACUGUACAUUUUAUGUGCAACUGUAACUAGUCAAGUAAAAAACAAAUUUGUUUUACUUUGCGGUGUUUUUUUAAUUUCUCUCUCAAAUAUUUGAGUCCAGAGAGGGAAAUUUGUUCCAUUUAGAAUAGUGGUGUACAUGUGAAAAUAAAAUUAUUAUCUAUGAUCAAUGGAAGCUGCUUGUUGAGUAAUUCCAGCUAGCAGGGAGGAUCAUAUACAGUGAGUAAACUAGAUGUUGCUUCUUUUGGAACAUAAACUGUGAAAAUAAAGAUGACAUGAUGAAGAA
Molecule: messenger RNA, 1911 nt
Organism: Zootermopsis nevadensis
Lineage: Eukaryota; Metazoa; Arthropoda; Insecta; Blattodea; Termopsidae
Gene: Polr3C
Product: RNA polymerase III subunit C
Biological process (GO): DNA-templated transcription
Cellular component (GO): RNA polymerase III complex
Molecular function (GO): single-stranded DNA binding
Source: RefSeq, a predicted model, not a curated record